AUGUUGACUUCAAAGAAGAUUGUGUUGAGAAGUUCAGAUGACGAAACAUUCGAGGUGGAAGAGGCCGUGGCGUUGGAGUCGCAGACUAUCAAGCACAUGAUUGAAGAUGAUUGUGCCGAUUCCAUCAUUCCUUUGGCGAACGUAAGCAGUAACAUCUUAUCCAUGAUCAUUGAGGACUGCAAGAAACACGUCGAGACCCCCAAGUCCGAAGACAAAACUUCCGAAGAUGCUCUCAAAACUUUUGACACCAACUUCGUCAAAGUCGACCAAGCCACUCUCUUCGGUCUCAUCUUGGCUGCAAACUAUUUGAACAUCAAAAGCUUAUUAGAUCUGACAUGCCAAGCAGUAGCAGACAUGAUCAAAGGGAAAACUCCAGAGGAGAUCCGCCAGACUUUUAACAUUAAGAAUGACUUCACUUCUGAGGAAAAAGAGGAGGUUCGUAGGGAGAAUGCAUGGGCCUCUAAGUGAAAACAUAAAGGAGAUAUUAUGCAAUGUCAAUACCCAUUAGAGGAUUGCUAUAUUAGUAUAACAUAUGCUAUGCACCCUUUUUUUUCUUCUUUUUUUCUUUUUUUACAUUGGUGAAAUACAUGGUUUUCUUUUUUGCUUUGUGAAAAGCUUCAACUUCCUUUCCAAAAAAUAUGAAUCUUCAUUAUUGCCAUGCCUAAUAUAUAGUAUAUAUAGAGAGAAUAAGAGACCUAAUUACAAAAAAGUAUUAAAUCCAACCCAAAAAAAAAAAAAAAAAAAAAAAAAAAAAAAGGACAAAACUGUCCAACAUCAAUAAUUUAACAUUGAACACAAAACUGGAAAGCAAUUUCUUGUUAGUGUGGUGAUAUGUAAACAUCUGAGGACUGAAAGUGGUUUGAAAGUGGAUGUCACUAAAAAAAACAUUUUCC
Molecule: messenger RNA, 893 nt
Organism: Cornus florida
Lineage: Eukaryota; Viridiplantae; Streptophyta; Magnoliopsida; Cornales; Cornaceae
Product: SKP1-like protein 1A
Exons: 1
Coding region: 1-468 (155 amino acids)
Biological process (GO): SCF-dependent proteasomal ubiquitin-dependent protein catabolic process
Cellular component (GO): nucleus; cytoplasm
Molecular function (GO): cullin family protein binding
Source: RefSeq, a predicted model, not a curated record